GCUAUUUCCACAUCCCCGGCCAUCUCCGGUGAGGUCAUCCGAACGGUGGGCGUAAGUGGGCGAGGCCACCGCAAAUGCUGGUCCUGAAACCUGAUAUUUGCUGGUCAGGGAGUGAAAGUCUGGGGAGAAGCAGUCCAAAAAGAAACUGUUUAUUGCCUUCGGUCAUUGCUAACUGGACUACCUACCCGGACCUCAGGAGGGACGGUCUUCAGCAGAGAGGGAAAGUAAGUGAAAGAUGCUUGAUAAUAAACCUGAGACACCUUAUAGAAAGACUGUAGCAUAAGUUAUCACUAACUCUGGUACCGUUAUGUGUUUAUUAAUGCAUUUACGCACAGGGACUGAUCCAGGCUCAUUUGUUCUUGUUGGACCGGCGAGUUUGCACGUAGCCUGCAAAACCACAUACAGAGACCGCCUGCCAAACUUAAAGUUAAUUUUAUGACCCAUUUUUUAAAGCUGUUCAUCAUCACAGAGGUUUGCUGCUGUUCUCUAGUUAUGACAAAAGUGAUGGAAAUUUAUUUGAUAGUGUCAUUUGGUCAAAAAAAAAUGACACAAGAAAGUUAACUUGAGAUAUUUGCCCCUUUUAUAAGUCCUCUUGUGAACAAUUAGCAUUUUAUUCUGAUGAAAUCAAAAGCUGGUUUUGUUAGAGGCUACAGAGAACUGUUGCUGUAUCUCCCAACUAAUCGUAGGCUGCAUAAUCUUUCAUAUCUGAUGUUUUUUUUCGAGUGAAAAUGUUUGGUAACAGAUUCUCAAGUCAGUAGGACAACAUUGCAGUUAAAAAGAAUCUUAUUUUUGCUGACUUUUUUUUUCCGGUUUUCCACUAUUGCUCUCCUCAGAUUGCUGUGGAAAAGGCCAUGAGAAAAACAGCUGACAUUCUUAUAAACAAGCAUAUUUGACCUUUUAGUCGAAGUUGUAAUGAAUCCAAGCUGCAGCAGCAACUUGGAUUCAUACUUUUUCACACUAACACACAUCUGAAAACAUGCUUUUUACUUUUGGUCAAAAAUGAUAUACCAGUGUUUCUGUGACAUGCAGCAAAAAUCUCAGACUUCGAGAUUUCCGGUUCAAUGCUGGUCUUGAUAUUUUGUUUACAACAUCUUGAAUCUGUUUGUGUUUGAUCAAAUGUUGCUCCUUAGGUGAAACUUCAUCUAAAUCAUACAUUUAUUAGAAUCAUCUUUUGCUGGAAGAGUCAUAAAAGUGAUCAUUAUUUAUUCGGUCUUUAUAUGGGUAUAACCCAGAAUUUAAUUGGAAAAGAAACAAAGUUUAGGUGUGUUUUUUUGUCCUUAGUUGAACUGAAGUUAACAUUCUGACACUGUUUUCCAUAAGAAAACUUUGCCAUAUGGAUCGACACAUUGCAGGCAGAUCCAGAGGCGGAAGGCUUCAUUCCAUCUCCUGAUUCUGUAACAUGCGUUGUUUCCAGCUUGUGUAACCACUGCCACGUUACAGCAAGAAAGUAGAAACUCUGCUGUUGAAUGAUGUACACUUCCCUGCCAGAUGUUUUACACAAACGCAAAAGAUCAAGCUUUCCACAUUAAAGGGCUUUUGCAGACGCAGCGGUUAAUGUGUGACUUUUUUCAGACUAUAAACUCAGGUUUAUAUUAACCUUUGAUCAGUGAUGCAUGAGUCAAAUUUUCUAUGAAAAAAAAAUUAUAGUACAGUACAAGGGUAGAAGCAGUGGCCCCCAGUGGUCAUUUAUUACCCUUUUCCUGUUCAGGUUGGGUAUCACAACACCUGGCAGGUUUAUGAGUUUAGGAACCGUUUUUUGACUCUGAUGCAGCACAAAAAGGAGAACAACCAGCGCUGAGCAACUUUGUAAAUCCAACUCUAAUUCUAAAUGAAUUUUGCUGUGUAAAAAGUUAUUGAUAGCAAAGUUUGAUCAUUUGUAAAUCACUAAAAACCCCUGUUUGAUUUAAAACAGUGGCAAGAAAACAUUAAAAAAAGAAGCUCAUUUUGCAUUUGAUGCAAGCAACACAUUUCAAAACAUGUUGGGUCGGAUGGUCGCCACUGGUGUAUUUGCUUCUUUGAACAACACCCUGGGAACCAAGGAAUCCGUUUCUUUAGAGUUUUAGAGUUUUAAAUUAAAUGUAACCCAAUUCUGGGUCUUCCAAAUGUUUUCUAGUGGUCACAAGUUGAGGGGCAGAGAGGCCAUUUCAGUCUAGCACAGAACAAUGCUGUUGUAAUAUGUGUAGGACUUGGUUUGGCAUUGUCUGGCUAAAAUAUGCAGUUUGGUAUGCAAGGAUCCACGACGUCCCUUUUGCCAGGCUCCAAACUGGCCCCUGCCACAUUGGUCUUGAAUGAUUACAAAGUCACCCCGUCCCCCAAAGCAGGUGCUGAUCACUAUAUUCAAACAACAGAACCUCGCAAAGUAGAGCUGAGUAUUUCCUACAGUCUUACAAUACAUGUCAGGAAACAGAGGCCGCAGUGGGAUACGUAUCAUGAUGUGACUGUACCACCAAAAGAUUAGUACCAUGAUACAUGUCACAGUACACAACUGUAACGAAUUCAAGUGAGUAAGACCAAAGGAAAGUUCUCAGGAGCCUUCCACCAAAAUCAAUCACUUUGUAAUUAAUUGCAUAUAUAUGAGAAAAGAAUUCCAUCACUCAAAGAUACUGUAUAAGAUUAUGUUUGUGCGGUUAUUUUUAACCAUUUUAAUUGUUCCCAUAUUUAGUGUUUAUUCCCAAACUAGCCUUGUCUGCUGGCAUCAUCAGUUAACCCCCGUGUCACCCCUGAGGAAAUGACAGCAGUCCUGACAGAGCCUGUAAUUGUCUCACUCUUUCUGAAGACGUCACUCUUUCCAGGAACAUGAGCGACUUUGAGUGACAACUACAUGAUUUCCACUGAUUCAAGUGGUUUAAAGGACUGCUGUUUUAAGGCUGUCACCGCAAAGUCUAGAUCCCAUGCAGAGACAGCGAGCCUCCUAUGGGCACUCCUCAGGAGUUGUGUUACAAGGCCUUCAAUCAGGUCCAGACUCACGUGGCCUUAAUUGCCGCUCCCUUUAGACUUGCAGAGGUUUUGCCAGCAUCCAACAGCCUCAGCAGAUAUUGGAGCUGCACAACACAGGCUUGAUGGACUCACCUGCAUGAUUGGUCCUUCACCAAGAGAGAAAAAAAAGGCCCCAGGGGUCGAAUAUUUGACUAUGAUCAAUGUUGCUUGUGCAUUUUGCACAGCCUAAAACGCUGAAACAGGACCUCCGGUGUCUGGCUCAGAAGUUUCCAGCAAACCAGAGGUUGCCAUGGCCUCCCAUCAGGAGGAGUGCUCCCCAUGAAAACCACACCAUGUGAGGCCAAGUUUUGGGCCACCAUGAUCUGCCUCACCCUCCUGGCCCGCCACGUCGACAUCAGUGGAAUGGCCAGUAAGUGAGCUCGGCUCACUGAAGUGUAUGUUGCAGUCAGCGGCUAACAGUUCCUAUGAUAGACAGGCACUGCAGUGAAAGCUCCUGCUGAACCAGGGAGUGGUCAGUCCUCAUAGAUAUGGAAUAUGUUACAGUGUGUGGAGAUGGUCUUGAUACAUCAGAGAACAUUAUUCUUAAAUCGCUGAACCAUAAACUUCCACAUAAUCUCUCACAGACAGGUCAACCUCUCCACAUCUUUACAUCUGAGAGACUCAGUAUCUCCUUCCCCUUUUUAUUCCGGGUCAUGUUUCGACCAGGAUUAUUUAAGCAUUACACAUCAGCGUGGUGUUGUCGCUGUCCCAACUGUUUUCAAACAUGUUUGCUGGCAUCAAAUUUAAGAUUGUUAUAAUUUUCACCAAAUAUCAUUUUAAUGAUUUGAAAUGUUGUUUUGCUCAAAAUUUCACAAAAAAAAAAUUUAUUCCCUUUUGAUAACAUUACACACAGUGGAUCCAAAGCCAGACUAAAAAAUGUUUGAUGCUUUUUCAGACAGUGUUUUCUAUAGUACAAGUCUAUAUGGAGUAAGGAAGUAAUGCUGUGAACAAGUACAUGAGCACAUGGAAAAUCACGUUUGAACUGUGCAUUCAGUUGACUAAGAAAAGUUAAGCACAUGACAUUGUGACGUAUAAUUACAUGUCAGUUGAUAACUAUCCUUUGUUUUUAGCAAAGAAGGACCUUAAAAUAGGUUCAUUAUUAUUGAAAAUGCAAGCCUGGUCUUUCCAGAAAUUACGUAGAUGGAGUUAGAGAACCAAGAAUAAGCUUGAGAGAGAGAAAAAGAAAAUAAAAACACCAAAGAAACUUCAAUUCAAAAAGAAAUUUAAGGAUCAGAUCAGGAUUUAUCCAAAUUGAUGGUCUCAAGUUAAGUCAGGUUUCAAGCACACUAUACUUUACACAACCAAGAAUGCAGUUAAAAGCCUACUGUUUGUAUUUUUUUACUGUCACUGCCUGAUAAAUCAAAAUCCUCUCUUUUCAUCUUUCCAUCAGUUUUAUCCACAAUGCUGGUUACCUGGUCCCUGCCCCACUGCACACUCUUUCUGUUAGUGUUAAUAGAGCCAGCUCUUGCUCAGUAUGAACACCUCGGCUACCCACCGAACUACAAUGAGCAAGAUCAUGAACAGUACACUGCUCCACAGCUGUCACCAGACACGCCAAGGAUCCAGCUCCGAUUAGCAGGAGACAAGAGGAAACACAAUGAGGGCCGUGUUGAAGUUUUCUACAAUAACCAGUGGGGCACCGUUUGUGACGAUGACUUCACGAUCCACGCAGCUCAGGUUGUGUGCAGGGAGCUGGGAUACGUAGAAGCCGUCUCAUGGUCACCAUCCUCAAAGUAUGGAAAAGGGCAAGGUAAGAAAUGGCUUUAGAAGCAAUACUUGUGUCUUGAGUAGAAAAAUGUUGAAUACAAUUAUGUCUUGAUUAGUAAAGGGAUCAUACUGAUGAAUUUCUCUUUUUUUCAUCAGGACCCAUCUGGUUUGAUAAUCUCCACUGUACUGGUAAAGAAAGGACUUUGGCACUUUGCCCUUCUAAUGGGAUCGGUGUUUCUGACUGCAAACACAGUGAAGAUGUGGGCGUUGUUUGCAGUGACAAGAGGAUUCCAGGAUUUAAAUUCAUCAACACACUGCCCAAUCAUGUAGAGGUAAACAUACUCUAUCUGAUUAACCAAAGCACUAUUUAGCUCAAUGGUUCCCCCAUGUAUGAUACUCAUCUGAUUAUCUCUAUGAAAAUAUACAUGAAUUUGUCUUUGCUCCAAAUGAGGCUGAGGCGGUACCCUCUUUUCCAUGUGCACACACAAUGAUUAUUAAAGGGAUAUUCCGGUGUAAAAUUAAAUUAGGGUCAAACACACCGUAACACCAAGUUAGACACCCCAUCGAGAGAUGACUGUUGCCGACAGCUUGCUUCUCUUGUUAUACCAACUUAAAUAACAACCACACGAUAGCAAUACACAGCAGUCUGAGGAGCCAUAAACAAACCUCAGCCAAAACGCCACUCUAUAGCCACAAAUAAUGUUCAGAACAGCACCUAACUUCAUCAACAGUACAUGUAGGGUCCCAGCCACAGCACUAGCCACCAAACAUCUUUUUAACUUUGUCUAAUUUCUUUAGCAAAGAGACUAAACAUAACUCACCUACUCUCUUCAAGCAGCAUUUUGUUUGUAGCGAGACCUCGGACUAGUCCAUUACUGACUGCAGUGGGGUGCCGCAGCUCAAGAAAGAAUAUUUAUGAUCAUUUCUUCAUGGAAAUGCAAUCAGACCGAGACGCUAAGGCAGAAGAACUACCGUGUCUGCAGAGCAAAAUGAUUAAUAUGGUGAUUAUUACUUCAAGGAAAUGAAAAAGAAAUCAUGAUAAAUGUUCUUCCUUGAGCUGUGUCACCCUGCAGCAGUCCGUAAUGCGCUGACCUGAGGUCUUGCUACAAACAAGCGGCUGCUGGAAGAGAGUAGCCGAGUUGUGUUUAGUCUCUUUGCUAAAGAAAUUAGGCAAAGCUGAAAAGAUGUCUGGUGGCCAGUGCUAUGGCUGGGACCCUUUAUGUACUGUUGAUGAAGUUAGAUGCUGUUCUAAGCAUUAUUUGUGGUUACAGAGUGGCGUUUUGGUUGAGGUGUACGCGUGGAGACGUAGACAGCUGUGUAUUGCGGUCUUUACUUAAGUUGGUAUAACUAGAGAAGCAAGCUUUCAGCAACAUUCAUCAUUCGAGGGGGUGUCUAACCAUAAGGUUAGCGACAAGAAAAAAUUAAAAAUGUAAAAUGAAUAAAAUCAGAUUAAGUCCACAGUACUGUAGGAAACUACAUGAGCAAGUAGUUCAUCAUUUUCAGAAAAGUGUUUCUUCGCACUAAGACGUGUCCCAAAAAUCUGCUUUUCCAUCUCUGUCGUCCUUUAAUGUUCCUUUAAUUUCUUAGUAGGUGACUAGUCCCAUUUCAUCUAGUUUAUGAUUGGCUGGCUGAGGCAACAACUCUGGCACCUCUUAAACAGUACAGGCAAAAAUCCAGGGCAGCCAAUGAUACUAAGCAAGUGUCCUAAACAAGUUUCUCACACACUGAGCUCUUCAAAAAACUAAACAGACUUACAUGGCACACAAUCAAACUGCAGAUGGCAGGCUAACAAACACAUCACAUCACAGUUUCUUGGAACUGAUUUUUUUGGGUCUAGCCGCAGUCUUCAGGCCCUCGGGCAGCAUUGCAUUAAAAACAGACAUGACUCUCUUGUGGACUGUUUGGCUGUAUGUGCUCAAGAUCCAUUGUCUGGGAACACAGUUUAUUGCUGCAUCUGCAGAUGAAGAUAAACCAUUCCAUGCAAAGUGAAAACCAUAGAAAACCUGAGGCAAAGUGGAAUAGGAAAUCACUGACAGUGCAUAAUCCGCUUUAAAGAGGCGAGUGAUCACCCAGCCGGGUACGAAAACCAGUAUCCUUGUCAAGCUUUUAUAUGAUCACAUUAUUUAAGCUUCAUCAAACCAAGAAAACAACACAGACUGAGAUAUCCUGAAUAUUUGUACCAAGGUCAGAUCCCAUGACCUUUCAAACUUACAUUCUUCCAUAAUUCAACAUGAUGGCAUCUCAUGUUUUCAAACUUCACACACCCCAGCAUGCAGGCUUGAAGCUAGCAGCUAAAGUCAAGAUGUUCAUGAUGAUAUCACCAAAGUAUUUCUGUUCGACUUGACAGCCCUGCUUAUGAGUCACAGAUGGGAAGUUGUUUUCACAGGCUCCUAAUUCCCCUUCAAUAAUAAAUAUGUCCUGUUUUCUAGCUGGCUACAGCCCUGGACACUACAAGUAAAGAAGUCAACUUGGCACAUGAUAACAGUCCUUCCUUGGGAGUGUGUUGUUUAAGUGUCAGCAAAAGCGAAGUUAACUGCUUAUUGUUAUUAGGAACUGUAAAUAUUUAGGUUAGACCAUUAAAAGCGUCCAUUUCUGGGUCUGCUGAUAAGCUCCAAGCCAAUUAUCAUCAAAAGCAAAAUGCUGUCGUCCUACUCACAGCGGAGGCCUCAAGAACCCACAUUCCAAUGUUAUGAGCAAACGCAGACCAGAGCUAACUUACUAUCUCUCUGAUCCACUCCAGUGCUUCUUUGUCAAGCUUAGAAAGGAUUUAAGGGGGGAAAUGGGAAAGAUCACAAGAGAUUUUCUUUACAAAAUGAAAAGAACAUAGUCUCCAGGUAUUUUGGGCUGUCAUGCUUAGUUUGGAUUUUGAAAUACUGCAGAAUUUGUCAAAGUGGUCAAAAUCAAUGUUUAUUUUCGUAGUAUGAUUAAGUCAAACAGUCUGGCAGUGGCUCUUUUCAUAUUGAGAUUCUGCAGCACUGCUGAAUUGCAUUCUUAGAACUAACAAAAUCUAGCUGAGCAAUUUAACUGUUGUUAGAAAGCACAGGUUAUGAUUCAUUAGAGCAUGGCAUGAAAUGUCUGCAAGUCCUUUGUUGCACCCAGGAAGUCCUAAUUACCAAGUCCUUUUCUGUGUAUGUGACCUUAAAUGGAUAUUCCAGCGUAAAAUUAAGUUAGAGUCCAACACACCGAGUUAGACACCCCCUCGAGAGAUGAAUGUUGCUGACUGCUUGCUUCUCUAGUUAUACCAACUUUAGUAAUAACCACACGAUAGCAAUACAGAGAGCCACGCGCUCAACCAAAACGCCACUCUAUUGCCACAAAUAAUGCUCAGAACAGCACCUAACUUCAUCAACAGUACAUAAAGGGUCCCAGCCACAGCACUAGCCACCAAACAUCUUUUUAACUUUGCCUAAUUUCUUUAGCAAAGAGACUAAACACAACUCACCUACUCUCUUCCAGCAGCCGCUUGUUUGUACAAAGACUUCCAGGCGAGUCCAUUGACUGCAGAGGGGGGGUGCGCAGCUCAAGGAAGAACAUUUAUGAUAAUUACUUUAUCGUUUCCUUAUUUGUGGCUAUAGAGUUGUGUUUUGGUUGAGCAUGUUGGACCGCUGUGUAUUGCUAUCUGCGGCCGUUACUAAAGAAGCAAACGGUCAGCAACGUUCAUCUCUCAACGCAGUGUCGCACUCGGUGUUACGGUGUGUUUGACCCCAACUUAAUUUUACGACAGAAUAUCCCUUUAACCCCCCAAAAAACAACUCAGGGUUAAAGAAGGGUGUAAAUUAGAAGUUAGGAAAAGACAGCUGUGGUCAUUGGUCAGGGCAGUUUCAUAUUUUAAGUAUGAAUGCAAUGUCAGGUCUGUUGUGAAGUUGAGCAUACAUUAUCUCCAUGCAGUUUCCUCCAGUUUUUCAGAGGUUAUCUCUUGGUGUCAAGAGGGGCUGUAAAGAUUCCCAUCGAGUAUUUUGGCCUGGCUUUUUUCCUCACAUCUUCUUUAAAGGGAUGGGAUUAUGCUUUUCCACAUUUACAACAAAAACUGAAAAGUUACAAUGUUUGGUGUCCAUACUAGAUGUAUGAUAAGUUUCAAGAGUCCAGCAGCUAAAUCAAAGCGUUCAGACUAAGGCUGAAUAAAGAGCUAUAAGAAAGGAAAUAUGAAGUCUGAAAAAGAUGCAUUAUAACUCCUAUAAUCUUUUCAGGUUUAGAAUUUGCCAAGUGGCUUCUCAGAUUAUUCUUAUUCCCUGAUGUGCAGAUCACUGCAGUCUGGCAGUGUUCUUUUUUCUGGGUUUGCUCGUCUCAUUUCUCAUUUCCAAACGUGAGAGAAUCAAAAUGCCCCCACACAUUAAGAUUUAAAAGCUGCCGGAGCAUCAAUAACUCCCUAACCAAUUUUCUUUUUCCCCUGUAAUCAAUGCUGAUGCAAGCUAUUUUUGAACUGAUGUAGUUUUGUAGAGUGCAAAGGCCACAAAUGACAGUGCUUUUGGGACAACCACAUUAUUUAUCAAGCUUGCAGGUCCGUUAAAGUUUAUUUAUUUACCUGCUGUGUACAAAUAGGAUUAGUUAAAAAAGCCUAAAAAAGCCUCUGCCAUCAGUGUGUGAAUGUGGUGUGAGAGAGCGAAUGUGACAUUUAUAAAGUCUCAAAGUGGUUGGUUGAUUUGUGGUUGAGACAUUCAUAUUCAUUUAGCUGGGAGGAAAUAAAAGCCAGGAUGAGUUCCUCUUAAACUUUGACCUUUGCAGAACUGACUGAUUCCUUCCAUUUGCUGCUCAAAAUCACAAGACCUAGUCAAAAACAGCACACAAGUUUUUCAUCUCUUUCUUUUCUUGAACGGGAUGUGUCACAAUUUCUUCUGAUUUAGUGUCUUUAUGUCGUCAAAAAAACAUUCACGUAUAGACACGGCUCAUUUAGUUGACUAUGAAGUGACAAAAACUCACCUCUUAGUAUGAAAUGAUUCUGGCUGCACUAUGAGCAGAUUCUUAUCCCCUUAAUCACUCCCAAGUGUCUUUAUUUCCCAUCUGUUUCAUUGUUACACAACAGGCUCUGUGUAUCAUUAGAUUUCAGUUUGUUAACAAAUGCUCAUGAACUUUAAAGGAGGAUUUGAUCUCCGACACACAACCCCAUGCAUACUAUAAACAUUAUCUUUAGUAUAUUUUUCUUCAUCUGUGUAGCAGCUAGUGGAAUAAUCUCCAAAGAAAGACAAGGCAACAGGGAAAUUUGACAGAAUUUCACAUGUUGAUAUAACUUGUGUGAAAAUGACUACAGGCAUACUGAAAAUACUUAAAAAGCAUGAUGCAAAUGAAAUCAGUGUCAAAGUAUGCUACUGUACAUGUGAGGUGAUUUCUACUGGUAGAGAGAUUUGGUUAAGAAGACCUCUAUUGGAAACACAUGUUCCAGGCUUCCUGCUCUCUCCCUGUAGACCGAAGUUUUGGAUGACGAAAAUAAAACCUUGUUGUUUAACUCUACCUCCAGCAGUCACAGAUGAGUGUUAGGGAUCAUUUUAAACAAUAUAGUGUCUUUAGUCUCACUUUUUAAGGUCACUGUAACAGAUGUAUUGUCCUAAUGACCUCAACACUAAACAUACCUCUUAACCAGAGCAGUGAAAUAACACUGAAGACUGUCUGCUGUCCAGUUCUGUAGUUGUCUAAAAGAGUGCGGGGAACUUGAAAUAUUCCACCGCACGGCUUUUUCUUUAGUGACCAAAGAAAGGACCGAAACUUGUGAAACCUGAACCUUAAAGACCCACUCCAAUGAAAAAUCAUGUUUUUCUCGUUGUCUACAUGUUUCAUAUGGCAUUUUUCUGAUGCUACAGGACAUAUCAUGAAAAAAGUAAAUGCCAAAUUGCAUUUCUGAGUAUAUCUGCAUUCAAAUUGCUGUGAACCUCUGGCAGACCAAGCAGCAGGUUCAGACACAGUGAGAUUGCCUACGUCACACCUGCUAUGCAGGCCAGACUCGGAGAAGUAGAGAGGACAAUCGCAGAGCAAACAUGUGCGUUAGCAGAAUGUAAUGCUCGUAAGAAAGCUAAUUAUGAUAUUAACUUUCAUCAUGUCUAUGCCUAUGUUACCUGCCACUUCUACUAUACUGGCAAUGUUAGGCUGCAAAAAUUGGGAAAAUUGCAAAUGCUAAAUUGCUAAACUUAAUAAUCAUGAUUAAAAGACCACUGAUGACACUAUAAAUAGUUAAAAAAAAAAAAAACAAAUGGAGAGGGACUUUAAGUCUUUCACAGUCUCCCUUUUUAGGGAAACUUGUAGUUAAAAAAAUAGACCUGCCUUAUUUGGUUGAAUAUUCAGUGCUGUAGUAGACUUAGUAAAACUACUUCUGUUUUAUGUGAGACCAGUUUAAAGGAGAUUAAAAAAGAUUAUUUAAGUGUAAAGUGUUAUGCUUUGCAGCACAAGCGUCAUUGUGAUUUCCCAUCUUGUCAAUUUUAUGCCCAUCUCCCAUGUUGUGCAAAUAACAAGAAAACUUGGUCGUAAGAUGAGGGGUUCUCAGCUACGAAGAUGACUUAAUAUCUUGAGGAAGCAAGAUCAUCUGCACCUUACACUAAGACGGCUUAGUUAUAACAAAAAUCAUAAUCAUGAUAUUCGAUUGAUACUCAUCAUCCCAUCAUUGAACACGAUCACUAAUGAGCUAAAGGAGCUAAAACAUUGAUUGACUGGACAGCUGUGUAUUGUCAGACUGUGUCCUCUACAUGUGCUUUACUUUACCACUGACAGGCUCAGAUAGUCGAUCACUCCAAGCGGCAUGCACGGAAAAAAGCGUGCAUUCUGGCUGUCUACCACAUUCUGGUUGUCUGUGAUAUUAACACUGGCCACAGCUUCUGUCUUACUAGAUUAUUGCAUUACUCAUCUUUGUAGCUUUCAGUGCCAUGGAAAGUUCCUUAGAUGUCAGAGUUUCCUUCUGGGAAAUAUUGCUUUGUCCUUUUUGGCACACCUACCUGAGUUUCACUGCAGGUCCUGUCAGUGAUGAUCAGCUGGGCUUUGUAAGCAGCAGCUGCUAGCAAGAUUGACGGAUGCAUAUACAGAUGAAUCAGUACUGAGCAUUGAGUGAGGGUGUGUUGGAGAUGAUUUUAAUUGGCUGAAACAGCAGCAGCCCUGUUGGCAAUGUGCCAUGAAAGGUAUGUUGUUGUUUUUUCUUCUUCUUCAUUUUUUCUUCCUUAUUUUAUUAUUAUUAUUUUUUGUUUGUUUAAGAGCAAAUAACUUGAAUAUAGCAGUGUGCAAAUGGAGGAACUGGGACUUAUGGCAAAAAAGUAGCUUUUAUAUUCAUUUCUACCUCAGAGUUGUCUCAGUGAAUCAUUGCUGGCCUUUAACCGAUGGAGGCCCCUUCGCUUCUUCUGAACAAAAUAUUCUAAUUUAAUGACUUUUCCAGAUGUACCACUUUUCUCUGGGACAAGCAGAGGCUCAGGAAAGGCUCCAUGUCAACAUGAAGUGUGCUGAAGACAUGUGCUUCUUGUCUGCUGUGAAAUUACCAUAGAAAGUGUAAAGAUGACUUUUUGAGAGCUGGAUUACAUUGAAAUUUAAAACAUUACAAAUAUGUGUUGACCAGUGCACACAGUAAAAACUGAGGCUAAUCUGACAUCUGCUCUUUUUUCUGCAGCAGACAUAAAAGGAUUAUGUGGCAUGAAAAACUUACAGUUCCUAAAGUGUCCAGUUGGCGCAGCAGGAUGUCCUAUCGACUCCCGAGUUAAAAUACUAAUUUUUACCGCAAAACUGAACAUGUUUACAGCCUGGUUCAAAACAACAGACGGCAUCACAUCACCCCUCUUUUAGCAUCUUUACAUUGGCUUCCAGUUACUUUUAGAAUUGAUUUUAAGGUUUUACUUAUACUUUUAAAGCACUAAAAGGGUCUGGCUCCAAGCUAUGCAACAGAACUUUUAACCCCCUAUAAGCCAGCCCACACCCUGAGAUCCUCAGGUGGGGGCUAGUCGUUCCAUAUUCGAGACUUUUAUGACAUUUUGAAAUGCUGCAGUCAGAUAACGUUCAAUACUGAGAUCAUCAUAAAUGGAAAUAUCAAAAAAAUCUCUUUUGUGUAAUGUGAUGGUAAAGAUCUUUAAAGAAAUUAAAACUUAUUUUAGGGAUUGUGUCCAAGUAGCAUGAGGCCUUCAAGACCUGUACUCAAAGUCUGUGCUGGGUGGUUCAGAUAAUUGUGUCCCUCAUGUUCGUUCACACAUUUGUCUCUUUUCUUCACGAUCCCAUCCUUAUCCAUUUUGACCCAGUGCAGCUCUCUGAUCUUUUCUGCUUUAAAGCCAUACAUCAAUAUUAACUGAGGUUAAAAGGUGAUGUACUGGGAAUGUGUUCAAGCUUUCCAGCGCUGUACAUAAAGCUGAAUACUUCAGUCUGAACUAAUGCAUAUUAUGUAACACAGGAAAUGCCGGGGAGCCACUUGUUCACAUCACAUCUGAUUGGGAUUGUACGCACUUGUGUGAAACUCAUGUACUGUAAUAAAUAUGGACAUCGUACAAACAUAUGGUGUCGUUUUCAUAACAAGCUAUGAGUAAGAUAAACAGAAAGAGCUGGCAGCUAAAACAAAAUUAGUUUUUUUGUUAUAACUUGCGUCGUGGAGGUAGUAACAUGUAUUUCUCUCUUUUUUUAUCCACAGAGCCUUGAUAUUCAAGUUGAAGAUGUGCGCAUAAGAGCCAUUUUGUCAUCGUACCGAAAGCGAAUCCCUGUUACAGAGGGCUAUGUGGAGGUGAAGGAUGGCGGUAAAUGGAAGCAGAUCUGUAACACAGACUGGACGCAGCUCAGCAGUAGAGUUAUCUGUGGAAUGUUUGGCUUCCCUGGGGAAAGGAAGUACAAUGCAAGAGUCUACAAGUGAGUAUUACUAUGUUUUCCUCUACGUGUGGUCCAGAAUAAUUUACAGAGUUGAGAAUGACAAUUUGAUGAAGUUUUUCGAGUCUCGGAGAGCCACUUUACAACAGCUUUCUGCCUCAUGCUUCUGAAAGAAAUUUGGGGUUUGCUAUUGAGAGAAUUAAACUUGUGGUGCUCUGAAAAGACUCUUCGAUUUAAAACAAGUUACCAGCAGAGGGGAGUAACGCAAGUCUUGGUGAAAUGGUCACAAACAGUGGGUCCAUGAGCUAAGGCUAAUGUACCUGCAUAGUCUGUCUGCACAUCAUAAAUAUAACCAUCACCUCUAAUGAGCUGUAAUAGCAUAACAAUAGCUAGCAGAUUAGCAAAAACACAAGGUCCAAUAAAAAACUUAACUGAUGUAUUUUGGAGAAGUAAAUUACUCUGCAGAGCACAGUAGGCCUCACAUGACCUCACCUCACUCCAACUUAUAUCAGAUGGAAACAAUAACAACACACUGGUAAGAUGCUGAAUGAGAUUUAUCUCCCUUGGGAACAUUUUGGCUCUUACCAAAACGAACAUAAAUGAAAAUGUACAUAACAGCUGUAUCUAUAUAUCUUUUUAACUCCUAAGUUUCUUCAUUCUUUAAUUUCUCUUCUGUAUUUAUCACUGCUGUAAAUUGUGGAAUUUUCCCUUGUGGGACAAAUAAAGAAUAUUUUACCUUAUUUUGUCUUGUGAAAAAGGACCAGCUGAUCUAAAUGAGUCAAUGUGUAAAAUUUUCACUAAAAAUAAGUUUUUGGAUCCCGCAUAACCUAAUUUUAUCUGAGCAGAUAUACACGACUUACAUGAUUUAAUACUCUCUUUUUGUGGACACUUUUUCCAACUCAGGGAUGUUUUUUAGAAAGUCGGUCUUAUCAUGAAACAGUCUUUUUUUUUUUUACAUUAUAAGCUGGGGUACAAUUAAAACAGAGACACCAGCUGAGCAGUGCUGCCAAUGUUAAACAUUUUUGUAAAAAGAAAAAAAGAUGCAGAAACUCAAAUGCAAAGACUGUGCAUUAACUUCCUCCUCAAAAAUGCCAUCCAUGGUUGUCAUUGGUCUGAUUUACAUUAUUUACCCUGAAGUUCAGGCCCUGGUGGAAACACAGACAACAAAGGGCCACAGGAACCUGUUAGUUCCUCAAAGAGAAGUCCCUGGAACUAAAAGCUACAGGUGCUUUUUGUUGAGAAGCACCUCCAUUUCUAAAAUUUAAACAAGGGGUUGGGGUAUUACUUCUGGAUACUUUGUCAUUGAACCACCCGGAAUCCCCACAGGGUGAACUGUGUGUUGUGGAUUUUAUUUAAAGUGAUGCAAGACUUAAGGAGGUCAGCCCAGAACACCCCCAAAGUUUAGUGAAACUUAAAAACCUAAUCAAAAAAAUAUCGACCAUACCGGCUCUAAUUUUGAAAAUUAAUUGUCAACUCAUCAAUCUGCAAAAACACAAACACAUGAUCUCAGCUCCCUCUGUGUACGUGUGAGAGAAAGAGAGAGAGGCAAAGGCAAAGACAGAGACGACAGUGUCCUGAGAUGACACUGUUUUAUAUGUAUUUGUGUUGGAAAGUCCAGCCCAGACGAGGACAGCCUGAAUCCCUCACUGGAUGAAUUAUGAUGUGAUUUUAAGAAACAAAAAUGCUUUAAAGUAGCUCAACUGAAAAAAGUCACUUUUUCCCCUGAAUAUUUGCCCUCAUGUCUUUUAAAACUUAAAACAAUCAUUAACUUUCUUAGCAGCUGUUCAAAGACAAAGUCAUGCAUUAAUGUAAAAAAAUUACCUACAAGUUUCUAUUAUUUGAAUUGAUUGUUAUACAAAAAAAAAACAGGUUUAAUUCACAGCAAAGUUUACAACUAAUCUCUUCCUUGCAGUCACACAAGAGUGUUGAGUGUUUAGAUUUGCACUUAAAGGUUUGAUUGAACUCAUUAUUCAUCUACUGUAAUUCAGGAAUCAUCACCAAACUGAAGAUGAGAGUUGAAGAGAUGAAGAGAGAUUCAUGUCCUGUUUUCAGAUCACUUUAAACCAACAAAUCCCUGUGCAUUAAACAAGAACUUGUCUCGUGAUACAACUCGCCAAAAAUAUCAGGAAUCUAAAUCUUACUAAUAUGCAGAAAUUUGUUGCUAAAUGACCACAGCUAUUCCUUAAACUUUCAAGUAUUUAAAUUGACCUCGUAUUGACUGUCAGUACUUGAGCAAGACGUUUUCUCCGUGAUAGAAACCCCAGCAGUGCAUGAUGGUGUCAUAACUCUCCGUCCACGUGCCCGCCUACUCCAGCUUCAGCCCAGUGAAACGUGCAGUUAUGCAGGCUGUCAAUUCGGAGCCAAAAAGUACAGCUGUCUUAUAAUCCUCGGUUUGCUCCUGUGCUGGUUCUUCCCUGCUGCGUUUAGUUAAGCUUCAUGUGGAGUCACUGCAAGAGUAUUAGAUUUUUUUAAUCUUUAUGUGAAACAAACACAUUCAUGGUUGUCUUUCAUGAGUGUGCAGAAGACUUUUUCAAUGCAGUUUUUUCUUUCAUACAACAAGAUUUAACUUUUCGCAGUGUUUGAAUCUCCUUAAAGUAAAUGAGAAAAAGUUACAAGAAAGAAGAUCAUGCAGUGAAUCUGAUGAUGAAAGUUGUGGAAAUUAUUGUAAAUGUAUUAUUGUACUGUAAAAUACUCUCAUUUAAGGGCCACAACUAAUAGAAAACUUUGUCAACAGUUCAAAUGUUGUUAGGCAAGUUGGAUAACUUUGAUUUAUUUGUGCUUUUUGGUACAUUACAAGUUGUAUAACCAUCACCAUCACUGUUGUCAUUGUUGUCUCGUACAUUACAUGAUUAUUCUACCCUGCCAACGUGGUUGUAAAAAGAGAAAAAAAUACACUUAGAAAUAGAUAACCAGUUACAUGAAUAUCCAUUUCCUCUCCAUCUGUCCAGGAUGUACGCUCGUCGAAGGAAACCCUCAUACUGGGACUAUGCUGUGAACUGCACUGGCAAUGAAGCCCAUUUGUCGAGCUGCAAACUCGGUCAGACUAAACCACUGAAGUCCAAUGAGUCCUGUGCUGGAGGGCUGCCUGUGGUGGUGAGCUGUGUGCCCGGCAGGGUCUUUGCUCCAACAACAAUGACAGGAUUCAGGAAGGCCUUUCGGCAGGAGGUGAGCUGUAAUGACAAUCUUUGUUUGUACUACUGUUAGUGGACAGUUUUUAAACAUUAAUCCAACCGAAAUGACACUAACUUUUAUUUUAGCAACAGUAAUAUGUCUGUUGUUGUUUUCUAUUAAUGCACUAACAUUCUCAAAGUUAUUAUACUCCAACAACUCUAGUACUAAAAGGGUUGGAUACUGUGUAAAGUGUUAAUAAAAACAGAGUUUAAUGGUUUGAAAUGAAUUUCCUAAAGUAAGUGUUGUGUCCCUGAAGUCAAAAAGUGAUUCAGAAAAUACCUGCACCAGUCCAGCUCAGCUCUCUGGCUCCUAUGUAGGAAAAAAGGGAGAAAAAUGUUGAACGUGUCAACUGCCAGUCUUGCUGGAAAUGUCUUAGCACAACAAGUUUUUUGUUUUGUGGCCCUAAAGAUGACAAGGUCAGACUCAGAGGGAACUGAGUAAAUAUUGGGCAAGUCCCUCUUUUUAUUUUUGGAAGUAGGGCAGACUUUAAAUUAGACUUCUUAGACCCUGAAUUAUUUGUUGUUAAUAGAAGUUUUACCUUUUACCGUUUUAGUGUAGUGACUCUCAACAAGGCUACUCUCAGUCAGUGGUUUUCUUCUGCGUAUUAUUAACUCUGAUCAAGUUUUUGUCGGCGUGUUACAUCUGUUUUGGAUUCAAGCACACGGCCCUAAAUGUUUUGAAUUCAUCACCCCUAGGAUUUAGUUUAAAGCACAAUGAGUUUUUGAGCCAGAAUUCACAUGGAUAAGUAUCAAUGGGAUUCUCCAACACACUUAGCAAGUUAGCUUGAUUCAGAAUGAUGUAUAUGAGUUUUCCAGGACAAAGCCAGCAGAGCCUGUGUUAUAAUCGUAAAUGAUAACUGGUGCAAAAGUAGGCUACAUAGGCUUCGACCUAGACAUACAUAUUCAUUACAUGGUAUUCUUAUUUAUUCUAGAUUACAUUUGACUUGCUUAAUAAUGAUAGUCCACAUUUACAUAAUUAAUUUGGCGUAUUUUCUACUCAUUUGCCUAGGAGUGGCAAUCAAGGGUAAUUGUCAGCAGCUGAUCCUGAUCUUAAUUUGUUUUUUGUUUUUUGUUUUUUUUUAGUCUAGAGUGCAAAAGCUUUAGGAUACUCAAACUAUACAGUAUAUUUUGGGUCAUUUCAUUAAUUUAACCACAAUGAGGUAGAUGUAUUUAUAGAUGUCAUUCAGAGCCUAAAAUCGAGAUGGCCAGGUUUUGACUCAGUAGAUGUUAAUAUUAGCAAGCCAGCUCAAACUGUGCUUCUGGUGUGUUUAUUUCACAGUUCCAAGUUGGUCUAAACAGAAUAUGUGAGAACUGCAUGAAUAGUUUACUCCAAGCCUCUUCCCACAGAAGUUGAGGUGCUUCAUUAACUUAAACAUGUGGUUUUCGUUUGAAAAGAAUAACCUUUGUAGUUUCUGCUGUUUCCCCUUUUUCUCAGCAACCUCUGGUUCGACUUCGUGGUGGAACCAUUGUAGGGGAAGGUCGAGUGGAGGUAUUGAAAAGUGGCGAGUGGGGCACAAUAUGUGAUGACAACUGGAACCUGCUGACGGCCACCGUGGUGUGCCGCGAGUUGGGCUUUGGUACGGCGAUUGAAGCCAUCUCUGGAGGUCGCUUUGGACAAGGUGGGUUGGAUACACAGUCCAUUCAAGUAAAGUGACUACAUUUGUGUUUAAAAGCCCAGUUUCUUUUACUUUACAUUGACACGCUCCUGUGAUGCAUAAUAUUUACAUUUUUACCAUUAAAAACUUCUACCUGUACAAAUUAUUUCACUCAUGACAACCACCCCCCUUAUCUUCCUCCUACUAGCACAUUUCCAACAGCCACUUACACAUGCCAGAGCCGCUCAUAUCUAUAUUUGAGUAGCUCAUUUUCUGCAGUUUGCAGAAAAGCAGUUCAGCCUUUUUCUCUCUUAAUUUCUAGCUUGUGAGACAGAUGUGAGGUGUUUUGCUCAUGCCGGUUGCCUGAAUGCCCUGAUCUGUUUACAUGAUUGAUGCCCAAUGUAGGAUUUUUGCUGAUACCUGAUACUCUGUUAUUCACAAACUCAUUUUGGCUCAUACCAAUAUUGAAAAAGAUAUGUACACAGAUGUUUAUAAUGAAAAACAUAGGUCUGCAACAAUUCAAAAUACUUCAAUACAGUUGACAUGUUGGCCAAGCUUUUAUCACGUGCGCACUGUUGAUGCAUUAACUUUUGAGCUGGUAAUUGUCUUGGUGGAAUUUUCAUGUCUGCAAAAACUGUGGAUUGACUUUUCAAGCUAACGAAGCAGAUAUUUUGUCCGUAAAGAUAUGCAUACCUUUCUUACGUAGAGAGAAGCCACUCUGCACACGCUUCUGUUUGACACUCAAAUUACUGUUUGAUUUAUAAUGAUAUAUUUGCUUUUACUGCAUUAUGUGUCAAAAAGUGAGGGGAAGGCCCAUUAGACGACCAGCUUGUUGUCAUUAACUUAGUUUUUCUACAGGAGGUUUUCACUCCGAGUGGUUUCACUUUAUAGUCUCCACUCAGCAGUUUCUGCCCAGACAGCCCCAGAAGGCUGUUUCACCAGCUGCAUGGAAACUUUUACAGCAUGACCACCCCUUCAACUACUGUGUGUCACUCACCUGUUCCUGUAUUUAUUGCACACUCAGCAUACCUCAAAUUUGUGUUAUAAGGGUUUUUUUCUUCUUGAACCCUUGUUCACGUGUUUUUAGCUUCCGCGAUGGAAAAAUAACAUUUUUGUUUAAGAAUGUACCAAUAAUUACAAAGAGGACCACACAGGGUGGUAACUUAUAAUCUGAGGUUUAGACCUUUUUAUAAACAGGGACAGUCUGUGUUUGACUGGAUAUCCCAGUAACAUUAGACUUAGACGUGUUAAAAUAGAGAGAAUGAUUAUCCAACCUGAUUUCUCACAAGUUAUUUACAGUUAUCUUUUAGAGGCCAGUAUUUUAAAUACUGAUAGCACACCCCCAACAGAUUGUUGUGCUUUCAGUUACGUCUUACAUAAAUCAUGCAUCAGUUUAGUAAGAACUGUUCAAAUAUGGGCUUUGAAUUUCACCACGUGUCUAGGAGUGAUAAGGCUCCUGGUGUUGAAAGGCCUUUGUAAGCCAUGCUAGUCGUUUCUCUCUUCUUGUAGUCUUUGGGCUCUAUUUUCGUACCUCGUCGGCAGCAUGGCUUAAGUCAGGUCCGCCGCGCCAACAAGGCGUGCCCAAGCACACUUUGGUAUUUUGGUGAGCAGCGCAGCUCGGCGUAAGUAUCCCCCCUCCCUAACUCAGCUCCUCCCAGCGAUGUAAGUAGUAGAGAGGGAGGGGAUAAGGCGUGGAGUGGGUUUAACACAGCCGAAACCUGUUUUCACCAAUUACAUCAGCUCCUCUCCUCACCUUUAAAUCCGCCACCAGCGAGGCAUAUUACAGUUUUCGUGAAGUAGUCAAAGAGAUCAAGAGAUGGCUGAAGACAGCAAUGCCACACGAUAGACAGAGGGCAGCCCCUCAACAAGUGUCACUGUAAGCGCUGUGGAAGGUGUCCUGCACACUCUCUCAUAUCAGCACAGAUGGAUUUGGUGUGUGUAAGGUUGUACCCACUGGUAAGACAAACACCCUUUUCCACAAAUAAAGACAAUCACAUCAAGUUGCAUAUUUUUAAACCCCACAUGACCAGGUUUGAAUUGGCGAGCUUUUAGCGCACUUUCCACGCCGGCCGCGAGCACGAAAGUGUCACUGCGUCAGCUGACACUGUCGACACCUCCCCCUACCGCGCCACCACACCCAGCUUGGCACACCGUGGUGCGCCUCAGUCUAUGAAAAUACCAAACUGGCUGUGCACCGGGCUCUGCCAGACGAAAAUACCACUGAUCGGGGUGCGCCACCCUCUGCUGCGCUGCCGGCGGGCACAAAUUUAGAGCCCCCUAUGUUAAGCUGUACUGUUUCUACUCCAGUUGUAGCUUAAUAGUUACGAUACCUGGCUCACAUGGUCACAUGAAUCUUCUUGUCAAACUCUUUUCAAGGCAGCAAGGUCUACUUUCUAAAACGAUGAAACUGUCCCUCAUGUGUUUUUAGAUUUUGUUGCAUCAGAGCUUUGUUUUUAGAUGUAAUAGUGUUACCAAACUGUAACUGAAGAUACUGCAGCCUCAUAUGUCUGAAUAAAAGUAUUCACUUUUUCCCUCUUUUUGUUUCUGUUGAAAGUAGAUAAAGACAUCUCCCUUUUUAAUGUGUAUUUUACAGGUAUGGGCCCUGUGCACAUGAAUGAAGUGCAGUGCUCGGGUUUUGAAAAGUCCAUCACGGAUUGUUUCUUCAACAAGGAAUCCCUUGGUUGCAGUCAUGAGGAGGAUGCAGCCGUCAGAUGCCACGUGCCUGAGAUGGGCUUUCAGGAGUCGGUGAGUCUUAGAUUAGAUAAAAACAGUCAAGAAGUAAAGGCAGUGAGAGCUCUGACUGAGCAUUUCAUUAAGAUAAAUGAUGUUUGCUUGGUAAACUAAAAAACCUUACAUUUCUAUACAGCCAUAUGUAAUUAUUAAAAUGGAAAAAAACACAAGGCAAAUACUUGGGUCAGAAAAAAUUGUCGAAAAUGACAUUAUUCCACUUACACCAUAGUCUAAUAUAAUAACUCAAUAAAAUUUUCACCACCGUAACAUAAACUGUCCCAAAGUAUGUUUAUUCGUUUGUUGAUGUGUACCACCAUGAGGUUUUUUUAUAAUCCCAUUCACGCUCAUAGCCAGUAAGGCAGGUUGGGGUCAAGUGUCUAGCCUGAGGACAGUUUGGCAUGUGGACAGUUGUAAAACUGCCACUCAAGUUUAACAAAUUACAGUCUUUUGCCUCUGUUAUGGUGUUUUGCCUGUAGCUACGUCUGAGUGGAGGUCGGACCCCCUUUGAAGGCCGUGUGGAGGUGCUGAUGGAGAGGAACGGUUCUUUAAUAUGGGGGACAGUAUGCGGUGAAGGCUGGGGAAUGAUGGAGGCCAUGGUAGUGUGCAGGCAACUGGGAUUGGGCUUUGCCAGCAGUUCCUUCCAGGUACCAGUUUUAGCACAUCUAAGGAAAAAAUAGCCUUUUUUUUGUGUGUGUUUUAUUUGUUUUUUUUGUGAACUUAACAGUUUGUCGCAUUAUUACUAUUUUUUUUAUUUUUAUUAUUGUUUUUAUUAUUAUUAUUUAUUAUUUUUAUUAUGAUGAUCAUUUUUAUUUUUAUUAUUUUUAUUAUUAAUUGUUUAUUUUUUAAUUAUUAUCAUUAUUAUAUUUUUUUAUCAUCAUCGUUGUGGUCAGUAGGCAGGUUAUAUUUUCUGAUAUGAUUUUUCAAAUAUAAUUUCUUGUGUAUUUUACAUGGUGGUGGAUGGAAGACUUGUUAUAGAGUAUUAAAUGUGAGUUAAUUAAUGAUUUUGAAGCUUUAUUAAACACCCAUGCUUUGCUGUAACUUGCACAGUCCUUUACGUAGUAUAUUCAUUGUCUGCUAUUUAAAUAUGGGCUGAUUUCCAUAUCAACUCAUGAAGUAAUGGAAAGGUUGCAGCUCUAUAGUUAACAGCAAGUGGAUCACCUUUGUAUCAGCUGUGAAUUUGGGGUGUUCUUCUCCAAACAGGAGACAUGGUAUUGGCCAGGAAGAGUGAAUGCUGACACGGUGGUGAUGAGUGGAGUUCGUUGUUCUGGCACUGAGAUGUCGCUGUCUCACUGCCUACACCAUGGAGCCCACCUCAGCUGCCGUAAAGGAGGCGGAGGCAAUGCUGCCGGGGUGUCCUGUUCUGAGAGUAAGAUACCGUUUUUAUUAUACUUGGUGAAUAAGUGAUCAAGACCAAGGCAAUGUAAUAAUUGAUUAAGUGAAAACAGUCAUUGAAAUUCACGGUUAAAUUACUCUUUGACAAUAACCUUUUCAGUCAAAUCUGUGUAUUCAAGAGUUAAACAGAUCUUAGGGUUUUCAGCCAGUCGAAGAGCCCUGGCUCAGUGAAAAGCUUUCAUAACUGAAACUCUGGGAUGUCUCUUGAAUCUCAAGAUCGCUCUGAGCCUGUAACAGUAACCCAUCAUUUACUUGACCUAUGCAAGAGCUUUUUUUGGUGUUGUUGGCAAACAUGAGAGACGUUUUGAAAUACCUAAAUAGGCUUUGUCUCCGUCUGCUCUCCUGUGGUUUCUUUCCUAUGAUCGACCUGUCUACAGCCGCCCCUGACCUGGUGUUGAACCCGCAGGUGGUGGAGCAGACCACCUACAUGGAGGACAGGCCCAUGUUCAUGUUGCAGUGUGCAUACGAGGAGAACUGUCUGUCCUCGACUUCCAGCCAGGCGCCAGCCAACUCAUACCGCCGCCUGUUGCGCUUUUCCUCUCAGAUCCACAACAAUGGUCAUUCUGAUUUCCGGCCCAAAGCGAGCAGAGAGUCUUGGGUGUGGCACGACUGUCACAGGUACAUGAGGAAAAACUCCUCUGGCUUUAUCACUGAUGAAACUUGAAUGUAGUUUCAUAAUAUUGUUAGUGUAAAUCUAAAAUAAAAUCCAGAUUGGCGUUUAAAGGGAUGUUCCGGCGUAAAAUUAAUUUAGGGUCAAACACAAUGUACCACCAAUUUAGACACCCCCUUGAGUGAUGAUUGUUGCCGACUGCUUGCUUCUCUAGUUAUACAAACUUCAGUAAUGACCACAGGAUAGCAAUACACAGCGGUCUAAGGAGUCACCAAAAAGCCACUCUGUAGCCACAAAUAAUGCUCAGAACAUCACCUACCUUCAUCAACAGUACAUUUAGGGUCUCAGCCACAGCACUAGCCACCAAACAUCUUUUUAACUUUGCCUAAUUUCUUAGGCAAAGAGACGAAACACAACUCACCUACUCUCUUCCAGCAGCCGCUUGUUUCUGGCGAGACCUCGGGCCAGUCCAUUACGGACUACAGCGGGGUAACACAGCUCAAGGAAGAACAUUUAUGAUCAUUUCUUCAUGGAAAUACAAUCAGACCAAGAUGCUUAGGCAGAUGACUUCCGUGUCUGCAGGGCAAAAUUAUUAAUAUGGUGAUUAUUACUUCAAGAAAACGAUAAAGAAAUUAUCAUAAAUGUUCUUCCUUGAGCUGCGUCACCCCGCUGCAGUCUGUAAUGGACUGGCCUGAGGUCUCGCUACAAACAAGUGGCUGCUGGAGGAGAGUAGGUGAGCAACAUUCAUCUCUUGAGGGGGUGUCUAACUCGGUGUUACAGUGUGCUUGACCCUAAAUUAAUUUUACGCCAGAACAUCCCUUUAAGAAGGAAACUUUCGUCGUGUGUUCCAGUAAAGAACUUCAAAAGAGUAUUAAAGUGCGUAUGUGCCUUGUAGUUAUGGUUGUAGACAGCUGUUAUCAGUCUAAACAUGAAUACAAACAAGAAAAACAACCUUUGCAGUCAGUUCACAGAAAACUCUCUGAGAGAUUUUAAAGGGUUGAAUAUGAAUUGUUUUUCAUAAUUUACAUUUCAAUCAAUCAAUCAAUCUGUUGAUCAAUUUCAUAAUUUAUGUUUCGGAUUAGACCUUUUACAGGAGGAAACAACGUCUCAGCCUGAAACAUGUCUAGUUUCUGGAGACGUUGUUUUUCUUUCCAGAGGUUCUGCUGCCCUGUAAUUUAAUGUUAGCUCAGGCUUUUAGACCACAUUUUUGUGGUUCUGUGCCGGCUGGAGGGAACAGUGCACUUUUGGUAGCUUCAUAAAGCUGCUUUCUAGCUGUACGAAGGCGAUGAGUCAAACCUUUUGCCACCUCUGGCAUCAACUUGAGAUUUUUGUGCAGCCUGAACACAAUCCUUUGUUUGUUUGUGUGUGUGUGUGUGUGUGUGUAGGCAUUACCAUAGCAUGGAGGUGUUCACUCUCUAUGACCUGUUCAGCCUCAAUGGGACUAAAGUGGCAGAAGGACACAAAGCAAGUUUUUGCCUGGAAGACUCGGAGUGUGACGAAGGUGAGACCAGCACUGUGAUAAAGUCAAAGUGAUCCCUUGUACUGAUAGAUAUGUCUGAUCACAAGGAAACAAAAGGCAUGAUGAGACAUUUGAAUUCAGCUUAAACAUUUUAUGAAUAUUUUACAGACUUUUUCCUCGUUUCUUUAUUUGUAUUUCAGGAAUUGAAAAGAAGUAUGAAUGUGCCAACUUUGGAGAGCAGGGUAUUACUGUGGGCUGCUGGGAUACUUACAGGCAUGACAUUGAUUGCCAGUGGGUCGACAUCACCGAGAUCAAACCUGGAGAUUAUAUUUUUCAGGUAAGGAGUCCUGUGAUGCAUAUCAAACUUUUCCAUUAGAUCAGAAAGAAAGCUAAGUAAGAAGCUCAUCCCUGAUUUUUGCUUAUAAUUCUUCUUACAGAUAGUUAUAAAUCCAAACUAUGAAGUGCCUGAGUCAGACUACACAAACAACAUCCUGAAAUGCAGAUGUCGAUAUGAUGGUCAUCGUGUAUGGAUGUACAGCUGUCAUAAUGGUAAGAACUCUCUAAUAUUGGGUACACUGCACACUGAAACAGGAGUCAAAAUGUAUUAUUUUUCAAACCAAGUGGAUUUUGGUGCCUAAAUUUUAGUGUGUGGAAGUUUUGGCAAUAAAAACAAAAAUAAAAUCUCAAGAAUGAGCUUUAAACUCUCUUAAGAUUAAGUCUCCUAAGCAAACAGUCUCCUUGCUUUAUCCAUUUUUUCACCAGUCCUUUCCACACUGCCAGUCAACGGCACAGUGUUUAGUCCUUUUAAUGUCUCAUCAUUUUUAUGAAAUACAUAUACAUUAUUUCAUGAACAUAUAAUAUUGAUUAAUAUCGAGUUAUAAGAUCAAAACAAGAGUAUAUGGAAUGCAUCUUUUGAUCAUUUUCUCUCUUACACCCCUUGAUGACCAGUUUGAUAUCUUUGUGGGGUAACGAUACUGCAUUUAGAGGGUUUCAAAUAAAGAUGGUGAUACAUGAUAACCCUGUUUGUCUCUGCCAGGUGGCUCCUUAAGCCCUGAAACUGAACAGACAUUUCCAGGCCUCAUCAACAACCAGGUGGCCCACAGGUAAAAAAAAGCCAUGAUGAGGUAUCAAGUGGCCAUCGAUACUUGCACCCUCCCUGCACAGAGAUACGGCAUGAAGCCUGGGAAACCCUUCCUUUUAUUUUCUCCCUCCUCAAACAUCUUUGACCCUCCAACCUCCCCUUCCUACCAGGGAAAAGAGUAUUUGAGCUGCUCCUCUUGUCCAACACAGGCAGCUACAGUCACACAACACCUCCUGCCUAAAUGGAAGAGAGCAGUAAUGGUCCUCUUGUUUCCUGUUGCAUUUCUCCUUUGACUGAUGGCAUUGAACUGAAGGAGAAAUGCAAGUAAUUUAGAUCGCUUGCUGAGAUUUGUUAACCCCUUUGACAGAACUUGGCAGCACUUUUGGUUUGACGCUUGCCUGGGGGGGUUUUGGGGCUCUGUGCCAGGCAUUGUGAGGAGUGAGACAUUUCCUGAGAACAACAAAAGCAUCCAAGUUUUUUUUUUUUUAAAUAGUAUUGUCCUAUUGAAGGGAGUUUGAAAAAAAAGCCUUUUACACACUGAAGUACAAAUACAUCUAUAGGUUCUGUUACUCAACUGAAUAAAGUUUUUCUCUUUCAUGUUAGUUAUCCGAACUAAAGCCAAAACGUCACGUCUUUAAUUAAGAGGUUAAGUACAACAUGAUAUGGCAUAAGCAAACGCUGGAGGUAAAAUUGUCCCGUUUUUUCAUCAAUAACAAGUGCUGUCUAAAUGUGAGUUUAUUAAGCUAGGUUUUCUUACUCUUCUAUAUUAAGUUACAUGACAAUCAUUAACUGGUGUUUUUAAGUUAAAAAAGCUAACCUCUGAGCUUUUUUCAUCCAAGUGUUUUCUCCACUUAAGAAAUCUUUUUUAAGGAUUAUUGUGAACAUGCUGGGGCUUGAAAUGAACAGUGACAAUUUUUUUAAUUAAAAAAAAUACAAAUAAUAUUUCCUAGAGCUGUGAUUCACCAGCUGUGUCUUGGAUGGUGGUUGACCUUGGCCGGGCAGCUACAAUCGCUCAUGAGGGUCCAGUCUCGGUAUCCACACUCAUGCACUCACUGACUUCAAGGAGCAUUUUCUUCACGUCAUUCAUGAGGGCUUAGGGCUGCCCUGCUGCCACAUCAUUAUGUUGGUAAAGGAUCUCUCGCAGACUUUCUGGGCACUUUCCAUUUGUGGGUGAAUCUGCAGACUUAGCAGAGAGAAAUUAUAUAGAUUAUAGCAAUAUGACAUGCAACAUUGAUUUCCACAAGCAUGGAAAGGUGAACGAUUUCUGCAACAUAAAAAUUUAAAAACAGACAUCCAAUUAGGAGCAUAGAGGGUGCAAUGCUGACACUUAAAAAAAAGUUUGUAGGUAAAAAUAGGAAACAUUUCCAAGGUACUUCUGUUUUUAUCUCAGCAAGAUGCUGAGAAGCUGAUGCUUGAUAAAGCUAAAUUAUUACCCUGAAGGUGACCCAAACUCAUUCCUAUAAUACUGAGCCUCUCCAUUGACACUGGGUGAAAAAAAGCAGGCACAGUCAGCUCCUUUCAAAGAUGGUGUAUUAUUGCUUAAGUCGUCAUCAAACAUGUAAAUUUAAGUUCAGACUAACCCUUUUCCAAGGAAUUUUACGUAGGUAAACAUUUUAGGAGACUGGACUGGAUGAGAGCGACUGUCUCAGUGGGGUGUCGGUCUGGACAUGCAGGCAGGAAUUUGACCCUUUUGAACAUCAGUGGACAGGAUAAUGCAUCAUCUUAGUGCGCGGGUAUGAGUGGUCUGUAGACAGUAGAAAUUAAAUAAGAAUUAAACCCCAUACUUAAUAGUGCUUAUAAGAUAAUGGGAUACAAAAUACAAAAUAUUGUAUAUAAAUGCUGGUAAAGACAGAGAUUUGAUCAACAUUAGUGAGUCUAUGGUAGGAACUAUUGUAACUUAUGGCAUAAUAGCACCCUCUGCUGGCAAAACAUGAAAAAAUGUAUAUGAGGAAUUGAAGCUAUAGGGUGUUGUGGUUGCUGACGUUUUGCCAGGUAUAGACCUCUUUGGAAACUUGAGAAAUUCUCAGACAAGGAUUACUUGGAUCGAAACAAAAAACACAAAAAUGACUCUCAAUGCAUGGAGUACAUGCUAAACAAAAAAGACACACAGUGAUACAAAUUCACUUCCCCAAAAACCUGCAGCUGUCUGAGAGAGAACACUGGCAGCAGAAAUAGACAGCUGCUGAUGACGGUACCUUAAUCACAUGAUCUCAGCAUUAUCAUUACAAGUAUACUCCAGUAGUGUGAUAACUGUUGUGGAAGAAUGGAGAAAGAAAUUGAUCUGUCACAUAUUUGUGAUAAAGUGCUUUGUGAUGGAACAUUAAUGCCAGUUACAAUAAUCAGUCAACGGCUGCAUUAUUACUAUCACAGCCUUGUUACUUAAGCAAUUACAGUUAUUUAAAUGAAUAUUUCUUAAGCACAUAUUUACUUUCAUCAUUUAGGCUAUUAAUUUAUUUGCAACCCCAACUGGACUGUGAUUUGGAUCCUAACACAGCUUCUUGAUAAGCUGCGUGAGGUUGCUUCAUUAAUCCCUUUGCGAUAAUUGUCUCAUGAGUAAGGGGUGAACUACACUUGUAUCAUUUCUCUGCUGUGGUCUGCGUGACUGCGGUUGGAGGUUAAUGUCUAGUAAUCGAACGUUUCACUGAAAAAUCUUAUAAGCUUCACAAAACAAAAAGUGCUUGGGGGAUGAGAGGCUAGAAGUUGUUUCGGCAGCUGCUAUUUUCACGUCUAUAAACACCGCUGUGCAUGUGGCCUCAUCAUUGUUUUACACAUGUGAGGCCAGUUUGGGACCAGGACUUGUUCACAUGGGGAAUCUGAUUCAGGUCACACUGAAGACGUAAUGUGAACAGCCAAACAAACAAAAGUCAGCUACAGGCGGUAAAUCAGAAUCAAGGACUGCAGAGUGAACGUAGCCUAUGUGAUUGAUCAGUAGAUUGAUCAGCUAUCUGGGGUGUAUCUGGUCCCUCGCCCAGUGAUUAAGCUGGGAAUCUGCUCUGGCCUCUCAUUGUUUUAUUUUUUAUAAUAACAAUAAAAAAUGAAGCUUCAUUUCCAUCUUAUGGAGGCACAAAUACCAAACUGAGAGUGUUAGACAGAGUUGAUACAUCUCUUCUAGAGUCCAGGACAACAAAUGAAAAUCUUAUUGUUAGUGUUUUUUUUACAGUUUUACUCUAUGUUAAAAAAAUAUAUAUCACAAUUAUGUUUAUGUGAAUCCUGAUUUAUUAUAAUGUUUGUAAUGGUGCUAUCAAACUUGUCCUCUGUUUUCUGAGGGUAAAGUACAUGUUGAACAGCAACAUUAUGUAUAGUAACAGUAAACUUGAAUUGAGUCUAAGCAGUACGGUUCUCUGUUUAUUAAAUCUGAAUAAAGGUCUGAAUCAUGGAGCAACCA
This is a messenger RNA of Xyrichtys novacula (pearly razorfish), 28850 nucleotides long. Lineage: Eukaryota; Metazoa; Chordata; Actinopteri; Labriformes; Labridae. The record is from the annotation of a GenBank genome assembly.